AACUUCUAGAGAAGAUUAUGUUGCUUUGGAGGAAGUAUAGCGAAUGUAUGGGGUCUUUUGGAAAUACUGUGCUGGUUAGCUAUGCACAUCCCAGUGACUGAAAGCCACCAACAUGUUCCACUGACUCUCUGAUUCACCAUGGAGGAAGCAGUGACAUCUGAGGAUGCUGAAUCCCUGCCUUCCGCCUCCCAAAACUCUGACAUCCACCUCAGAGAGCCAGAGGAUGGGUGUCCUUCUGACACUAGCCCAGAGCCCAGCUCCCCGUCCUCACCUUCACAUCAGCAAACUCAAGGCUCUGCCGUAUCUGCGCUGCAGUCCAAGGUCAAGGCUCUCUCUGAGCGCAGCAGAGUUGCCUGGAAAGAACCUGAAAGUAAGAACCAGGACAAGAAGGUGAUUCCUGGGACUUUCAUGCUUGGAUAUGCCCUCACUGAUGCUUGGGCCUCCAGCAGCAGCGAUGAAGAAGGGGAACCUCGCAAGCCCCUGAUGUUCCUCACAGGAGACCCUAAGCCUCAGGUAGAACUCGACCAUAAUCCCAUCUCUUCCGAAGUGUUGCUGACAGUUCCCCGUGGCCUUGGAGAAGGAGCAAGUCUGGAGAACCUCUCGAACGAUGUUUGCGGUACUCAGGACGGUGCUUCCCUAUCCGAUAAUCCUUGGAUGCCACCAAAGUAUUUCUGGAGGUCCAUUAGGCCGGAGUUGCCACUUCCAAACGGGGAUGUUCCUGUUGGGAAAGACGGACCAAAUGGAUUGCCAUGGGCCCUUGGCUCCAAAAUGGGCCACAAGUUUCCAAGGGAACUCCAAAGGUCUGACAGCCUGGAGAGUCACCUACGCAGGUACAAUCAUGACGAGGUGGGACAAAAAGGACUCUGGCGGGCCGACAGCUUAGAGAGCAUGUGCAGCAGUGAAGGCACGCUGUCUCUGGCCGAGAGGGUCGAGAUGAACCGUGGCCUUCUCAAACAGAUGCUGCAGAAAACCCAGAACAAAGACCAUGUGCCAGGACAGAGGCUGGAGGACCUGAUGCAUAUUGGUGGUAGAGUUUCUACAGAUAUAUGUGUCCUGAAUGACAGUGAUUGGGAUUCUGGGAUAUCGCUCCAAGGUAGUGAACACAGCCAAAGGGCCUUUGUGUUGGGCGACAACCUUCCGCUGAGCCCUCGCCACGAGCAGGCCAAACGACUGCUAGAGAGAGCGCGUAUGAAGGCCCGGUCCAACCCUCUCAAAGCCGACCACACCAUCCUACCCGUCCAGAGGGACAACCCGGAGCUGCUCUCCUGGGUUGGUGUACCCUUACACCAGGCUCCUCUUGCCGGGAAGGAGGGCGUGGCGGUGGUCUCUGGAAACCUCAGUGACUCCUCUAGCGGCGACUCACUUGGUGGCACCCGGCGGAGGCACGGCCAGUCCCCAACUCGCGUGCGUUUCGAAGACGAAUCCGAGAAGGAUGCCGAGGUGCGCUACCUGGAGCGGCUACGCCAGCGACGCAGGGCUGGAGAAAGAGCACAGGGCCUGCUGGUGUCCAAACCCAGCUUGUCGUCUUACAUCAAUGGAAAGGCGGAGACGGGACAUGGCUCGAAGGAUUCAAUAUUCUGGAAGACAAAAGCCAAGAAGAGUUUGUUAAAUGGCAAAGGUUCGGAGACAGCAAACAGGCAGUGCAACUCAUGUGGGACCUUUCUAAAUGAACCCCAUGAUCCUAGCUUGAACUCAAAUUCUCUGUCCGUACCUAACGGGGAAGUAGAAGGGAAAAAGGUACCAUGUUGGGUUGCUCCCACACUUCCCAACCGGCUAGUCCGGAUCGAACAGAUUAAGGAGACGUACAUUGGGACGAGUCCUGCUAUUGUCCACAGCGAUGGAACGCAUUGCAGUCCUGCGGAUAAUGUGAGCAGUAGAGGAACCUUCCAGAAGCUGAAGAAGAAGGUCCGAAAACUGGAGAGUAAGCAGGAACCCUUGUACGUCAAUGGCCUUAGGGUUCCGACACCUCCGGACUGCAACAAACUCACACCCAACGGGACUCAAAUGUGUCUCUCGAAUGGAGUAGCAUUGCCAUUCAACCCCUACGCCACUGAUUUACUUGGACAGAGAAUACCAGCCACAUGCAGCCCUACAUCCAGCAAAGGGAUUGUGGCACCUCCGUUGCCUCCAAAAGGAGAACCGCCAAGUUCCCACCUUCCCCACCAAACCCCUCCUCCUCUCCAACCGAAAAAAUCUGCCCUGAAGUCCAGCUCCAAAGACCGCUCUAAUGGUCGACGGACCGUCACACUCAUGUCUUCGCCAGAGUAUCUGGACUCCACAGAGGCAGGGGGCAUUGUGCAGGAGCAGACUCCCUCUGGGUUGGGUUACUGGGAGGACAGAUCUGUCAUGGUCACCCCUGGACCCUUACUCAAGACAAGUCCGGUUCUGUGUGCUCGAAACCUACCCAUACAAGGGGAGGAGAGGUCUACAGAUGUGGAACAACACCACACUACAGGACAACUAGGAUCUGACGCAACAUCCAGCAGUGCUGAAUCAACCCAGACUCAUCUCACCGAUGGACACGUCAGAGGGCCAAUCAGACCAGUGCAUCUCAGGGCAACUAGCCCAAACUUUUCCCAAGCGGGGAUGGAUGCGGAGCAUCGGGAGGGUCGACCCAAACUCUCCCUGCGGCGGUUCUUCUCUGCCAUGGGGCUGAACAGUGUGGGGUUGCUGGGAAAGGGACGAUCCAGCAGCAUGGAUCAGCUCAGCCUGCACCACAAACCCAACUCAAACUCGAACCAAAACCUUCGGCCAUCAUCACCCUCCACCUCCCCCAGCCCCACACACAGACACCACCACCAGCUAAAGAAAGCCCCCUCACUGCAGACUAUAUGUCUGGGGUCUCCGUUUCUCCAGCUGAGGAGAUCUUCAUCGGCUCAAAAUCUCCAAAUACCCAAGAUGAAAUCAGACCGCUCCUCUGCAUACACUCCAGGAGAACAGCCCUGUAGCCCUGUAUUAAACAGGGGUCUUGACCGUGCCUUGAGUGUGGAGGACGUGGGGCGGCCCAGUGGGGUGCGCCCGGUGGGACGCGUGGCUCAGGCCUUCCCUGACGGCACCAUCUUACUGGAGCUCUCCAGACCCCCCAACGGCCCCUUCGGCUUUGUCAUUGCACGAGGAAAAGGCAGGCCAGACUCAGGGGUGUACGUUGAAGAAAUGGGCGACAGCAAUAUGGAGAAACUCUACGCGGGGCUGCUCGGGGUCGGGGACGAGAUCUUAGAGGUGAACGGCGAGAAGGUGGCGGGACAUAGUCUGGACCUGGUGACCCGUUUAAUGACUCAAAACAGUACGGCUUCAAUCCGCGUACUACGACAUAGACGCCUACAGCGCUAACUGAAGACCAAACUGAGCCAGAAUGACUCCGAUGGCGUUUUGUUUCAAUCGAACACUGUGUUAAAGAGCGUCAGAAAUGAAGUCAGGGAUGAGUUUGUGUAAACGGCAGACCUUUGGUGUUUUUUUUUUUUGGGCUGUUGAGCAAUGAUGGUGUGACGGUCCAUUUUAUAGGGAUGGUUACCCAAAAAUGAAGUGUUUUUUCAUGUAUUUUGUUCAUUUUUGGGGCAAACUCAUCCCUAAAGCGUCUGUUAUGGCUAAUUUACAGUGGUACCUCAAAAAAAUACCAUAUUCAGUCACAUUCAUUGGAUCGUUGUUUCCUAUCAGAAUGGUACUAUUGAAUUGUAUCGUGACAGUAUAUUAUAUUAUAUCUGUGGCACAAAUUAUGUAUGAAGGACUGCAAGUUAAACUCAAGUAUUAUUGUAAUGAAGGACAGUCUAAACGUGUUUGCCAAAAAAGACCAAUGAACGUUAAUGUUUAUUCUUCUUCUGAACAUUUUGUUUCAUUCAAAGCCUCCGUCGUUUUCGCAUUCAGACUGUCGGUUCUAAUACAAAACCUUCUCCAUGCUGCUAACAAGUAUAUUGCACACGGUCAAAAAAAGGCUUAUACGCUCUGUUAGAACUCAGUGCACACGCUGCAGUCGCAUUGAUCAUCAGCUCUAAAUGCUCUUUAGUAAAGUGAUUCGAUAUUUCUCUAUGAGGCAGCGCAUUGGUAUGCCUCUACAGUGCAACCUGACACCAUUAGCGUGCUGUCCUGAAGGAUAUCAGUGUUAUGGUACGUG
Molecule: messenger RNA, 4108 nt
Organism: Pimephales promelas (fathead minnow)
Lineage: Eukaryota; Metazoa; Chordata; Actinopteri; Cypriniformes; Leuciscidae
Product: KIAA1614 ortholog
Biological process (GO): regulation of cellular localization; establishment or maintenance of cell polarity; centrosome cycle
Cellular component (GO): nucleus; cell cortex; apical plasma membrane
Molecular function (GO): protein binding
Source: RefSeq, a predicted model, not a curated record